This is a messenger RNA of Alnus glutinosa, 836 nucleotides long. Its product is annotated as protein AE7-like. NCBI's taxonomy places the organism in Eukaryota, Viridiplantae, Streptophyta, Magnoliopsida, Fagales, Betulaceae. Gene Ontology annotation, biological process: iron-sulfur cluster assembly. The transcript is spliced from 6 exons. Bases 170 to 649 code for a protein of 159 amino acids. The record is from RefSeq and is a predicted model, not a curated record.
ACAUACUCACAUUAGGCAUCCAAAUUUGGCCUAGGACUGAACGGCAAGUACGUGCUGCCGUAUUAAAACGUUCAAGGACUUAUCAAGAGAACCUCAAAAAGAGGGAGACAGAGAGACAGAGAAACAAGGCACUCAGAGACGAGGAAGAACAAUCGAAGUGUAGGUAGAAAUGGUUUCUGAAUUGAUAAAUGCGAACCCAAUCGUGUACGAGAAGAAAGAGCGUCGAGCUCGAAGCGCGCCGAGUGAUUACGCGGAUGAGUACGCCGUGGAACCCAUUGACCAACAAGAAGUUUUUGAUCAUAUAAGAGAUAUAAAAGACCCCGAGCACCCAUACUCUUUGGAGGAGCUAAAAGUUAUAACAGAAGAUGCAAUCGAAGUAGAUGACAGGCAAAGUUAUGUUAGGGUUACAUUUACUCCCACAGUUGAACAUUGUAGUAUGGCAACUGUUAUUGGGCUUUGCUUGCGAGUGAAACUUUUGAGGAGCUUGCCCUCUCGUUACAAGGUUGAUAUAAGGGUAGCCCCUGGGUCUCAUGCAUCUGAAGCUGCAGUUAACAAACAACUGAAUGACAAAGAACGGGUGGCAGCAGCACUGGAGAACCCAAAUCUCUUGGAUAUGGUUGAUGAAUGCUUGGCUCCAUCUUUUGGAUGAACUAUGCUGUACUUGUACGUCCAUGCAAAGCAGUUAGAUGAAUAGUCUGUUGGAGCCUUUCCUGGAAUCAGCUCCUGUCCAUGACUAUUAUACGAUUUUCUUUCCCCCUCUCAUACGUGCAUUUUUGGUUAUUUCUGUUAUGUAAUCUGAGAUAGAAUAAUUUCAAUGUCCAAUGAUUUUUUACUAA